AUGCCUCGACCCACGGAAUCCAUCAGCCUGUCGGACGCCACCCCAUCCGUGGGGAACACCGGAGUCCGGGCUAAAGGGAACAUCCCAGCCCAGGACACUGCAGGUCCUUAUCCGGCAGAUAUUCAGCUAGGCAUGAACGCAACAGAUGCCAGGGUUCUGCAUUUCUAUCUCAACGUCAAGUCACGACAAGGAAAAAUCGUCUCAGAAAAGUCGGAUGUGUCACUCAGCUGGAUGCUGUACGUCAAACCUGCCGUGACCGUCCACGAGCAGAACCUCGAGGCCUUCAGAGACAUGAACGGGAGAAUUUUCUUCCGGGCUGUCCGGUCCAUUGAGGCUGGGGACCAGCUGUUUGUGUGGUACAGUGAUCAGUUUGAUGAAAUCGGCAUCCCGCCGUUGACACCAGAUAAUAUACAAGGAAAUCAGUUGUAUGUGUGUAACAAGUGCGACAGGAAGUACGAAUAUCCGAAUCCGCUGAAGGCUCACAUGAGGUUCCGUUGCACCGUGAGCCGGGCCGAGAUCUUGUCCAGUCUGCUGGAGUCCCCACCAAUGUUCACAGUAGAGACGAGGCUCAUCAUCGCCACCAUCAUCACCACCCCACGGACCUCAGCGUCAAGUCAGCCUCUCGGGAACGAGGUUAACCUCAGCACCAGAGACCUCUUGCGCACUGUCUGUGCCCUCAACUGUGUGCCCCACCCCCGAGGGAUACGCUACCCGUUACCCUCGGAAAAGGCUGGUGAACCUCUAGACCUUCUCCCCAGACAUUUAUAUCUCAGCAAAUCACGAAAAGGACAUCUCUGCAUCUAUUGCGGUAAACUUUAUUCCAGAAAAUACGGGUUGAAGAUUCACUUACGGACUCACACUGGCUAUAAACCUUUGAAAUGUAAAGUUUGUCUCCGUCCGUUUGGUGAUCCAAGCAAUCUGAACAAACACAUCCGACUACACGCGGAAGGAGAGACGCCUUACCGCUGUGAGUUCUGUGGAAAAGUCCUCGUCCGGCGGAGGGAUCUGGUCCGCCAUAUUAAAUCCCGUCAUCCGAACGAAGUGCACAGGGCGGAUGAAAUCGAAAGCAAAAAGGAAUCGUCGAAGUCUGCCUUACCAGUGAAACGAGAAGUGCUAGAAACUGUGGAGUAA
Liolophura sinensis is the source of this 1131-nucleotide messenger RNA. Its product is annotated as PR domain zinc finger protein 13-like. Lineage: Eukaryota; Metazoa; Mollusca; Polyplacophora; Chitonida; Chitonidae. The record is from RefSeq and is a predicted model, not a curated record. Gene Ontology annotation, cellular component: nucleus. Gene Ontology annotation, biological process: regulation of gene expression. Gene Ontology annotation, molecular function: protein binding.